This is a messenger RNA of Coffea eugenioides, 2112 nucleotides long. Its product is annotated as protein NLP7-like. The record is from RefSeq and is a predicted model, not a curated record. Lineage: Eukaryota; Viridiplantae; Streptophyta; Magnoliopsida; Gentianales; Rubiaceae. The coding region runs from base 1 to 2112 and encodes 703 amino acids. Gene Ontology annotation, molecular function: DNA-binding transcription factor activity; protein binding. The transcript is spliced from 5 exons.
AUGUGGUGUCAGUGUCUAGUUCAGUUUUGGGGUUUAGUGAAGACUGGGGACAAAACGCAUCUGACAACUUGUGACCUGCCUUUUGCUCUCCAAUACUACCCCUUCAAUGGUUCCCCUGUGGCCAGCCUUUUGAAACUAUGUGAAUAUAGGAAGCACUGCCUGGAGUACUUAAUACCCGUCGAUGAAGAUGAUGAUGGUGAUGAAGUCCAGCUUAUAAUUGGUCCCCCUGGUCGGGUGUUCCGCAGUGGGUUGCCUGAAUAUGCAUGGAAUGUGGGUGAGUACACUAGCAGAGAGUAUCCUCAACGUGAUUAUGCAGUCGGCCGUGUCAUGAGAUACUGGGCGUUGCCAAUCUAUCAUCAUCCUACUCGGCACCUCCCCAUUGGUGUACUGGAAAUUGUAUCACCAUCUGAUUUUAUCGGAUUACCUCGAUAUCGGGUUCUGGAGAAUCUUCAGAAUCUACUACUGGCGGUGAAUCUGACAACUACUUGUGUAAGCCUCCUCACGGAAGUAAAUUCAUGUCAACGUGGAGAAAUUGCUAUAAUUGACGAAGCAUCGAGCAAGGUGAGGAAAAUAUGUGGACUGGGUUAUGGCGUUACUAAAACUUGGACUAUUUCUGGAGAAAUACUAAGUUCUCAUGGUGGCGUAGAUUUUAUUCAGAAGGGACAAGGGGUAGUUGGAAAAGCAUUUUCAUCCAAAAGUGCAUGCUUUUGUAGGGAUAUAAGACAAUUAAGCAUAACAGAGUACCCGUUGGUACCCAAUGCACGAUACUGGAAGAGCUCUACCUGUUUUGCAGUUUGUUUGCAGAGCUCUUGCUCGAACAAUUGCACUUAUGUACUGGAGUUCUUUAUACCUACGUAUGAAAAACACUCCUUUGGGGAUCUUAGGACAUUGUUGAACAGCCUAAUGGAGUCACUGAAAGAACGCCUCGGAAGUUCUUUUAAGAUUGCUUCAGGACAAGAAUUGGGAAAGAAAUUGGCCGUUGAGGUUAUAAAGGUCUCUCCAGAGGAUGAAUUUGAUUCUUUUGAAAUCUGCAGUACUACUGGUAUCGAAUCUACUCCUAGGCUUGGAGAAGUACAAGGAGGAGAAGGAAUGAUGCAACUUGAUUUCUCGUCUCAACAAGUUGAUGCUGAAAAUGGUUCUAUGAAUGGUAUCCAUAAACAACAGAAUGGAAGUGUUGGAUCUACACCUAGGCUUGCAAAAGCACAAGGAGGAGAAGGAAUGAUGCAACUUGAUUUCUCAUCUCAGCAAGUUGAUACUGCAAAUGCUUGUAUAAAUGGUGUCCAUGGACAGCAGAAUGGGAUUGUUGGAUCUCCACCUAGACGAGAGCCCACACAGGACUUUAUCAACAUAUCAUAUCAAGAAUUAAAUCUUGCAGGAGUUGAUGUUGCGCACAAUUCUAUGGAUGGUAUUUAUGAACAGCAAAAUGGAAUUGUCAGAUCUACAACUAGCCAGGAGCUCGUGCAAAACAUGGUCAGCAUAGCACAUGAUGAACCAAUUGUGGAGGAUCCUGAAAGAGAUGAUGCCAUUAUAGAACAGAGUGGCAAUGAAGUGACUAAUUUAAAAAUGCAAGAGCCUAGUUGUACUUUAAAAAGCGACCUUGGAAUUACUCGUGAGGUUCUUGAACAAAAUUCUAUGCGGAAACUUGAAGAUGCUGCAAAAAAUAUUGGAGUCAGUCGAUCUACAUUGAAACGUAUAUGUAGAGAGUAUGGUAUUGCCAGAUGGCCCCCUCGUAAAGAAAGAAAGGUUAACCAAGUCUUUGCUAAACAAAAAGUUGUUCAACCCGCUACUGAAUAUAUUGAAGAAAACCACCAGUCAGAUGCAACAAGGCUAGAAGAUGAUAUCAGCAUGUGGGUGAUCAAGGCAAAAUAUCAAGAGGACAAGAUAAAAUUUGAACUUUCAUCUUCUGCCCGUAAAAUUGAUCUGGAGAAGAACAUUGCACAACGAUUCAAUCUAUCCCUUGGAAGUUUUAAAAUUAAGUAUCAGGAUGAACUUAAUGACUGGAUUUUGAUAACCUGUGAUACAGAUCUGAGUUUUUGUAUGAAAACACUAAGCAAACUAGGUUAUAGGUUGUCCCAUAAAUUGCUCAACAUACAAUUAAAUCUUGUCAGCUAG